CUGGCUCACGACGAGUCACCUCACCACCACGCAGUUUCACCCCCAACUUGAAGGGAGAACCGCGUUUAAUUUUCUCGGGAAAUCAAGUCAGCUAUCAUUUGCUUCUUGGACUUCGCCAGCUACUACUUGCGGAAAGCUGCCAGACCCGGACCAGAGGUUAUGGUGAUCUCAACGCGGUUUUGACGCCUCAUGAGUCACGCGAUCACAAUGCUACGCGGACUACUACUAGUCACUCGCUGAAAGCCUCAAGCUUGCUACUGGUUGGUAGUAACACUUCUACUCUAGUCGACAUUCCGACGCGGUUUCUCCGACUCCCACCUUUCAAAACUUGACGCGGCCCGGCACGGCGUGGUUUCGCCAAGAGUUUCUCUCCCUCCCGCCCCCCCGCUUCCCCCCCCUUCCUCCCCCUGCGGAAGUGAGUCAUGCGGCGGCGACCCGCUCUUUCCCUAGUAGUGGCGCAGACGCGGCGAGCCCGGACCCUUCACAGACGCGGGUCGCCUCUACUGUAACGCGGCUACUACUACGACUAGUAGUACUACUAGUAGCUCCUCCCACGUUUCACCCAUAACAGUCUGCUGCGGCGAGCACUUCUAGCUGAGUGCUCUUAGAUUCUCAACCACCUGGUCUGGCCUGGAUGCAAACGCGCAACGUAUGGAUAUGCUAAGACCUCAAGAAGAUCUCGAGGGGUUCCUAAGAUGAGGCGGCACUAGAUGAUCGUCUGUCUGACAUCUGAACCACUCCUAAGAGAGUCUCAGACUCUUCCUCUGCGUCGGAUUCUGGCGAAGUUCUCUCAGUCUCAGUGAGAGUGACAUCUGAAUCGCACUCAGCGGCGAUCGGUGGUACCACCACAACCACUCGGCUCCUCUAGUACUGCUAGUAGUAGAGGCUGUUGUUUUUAUGGCUGUGGGUCUUCCAACGGCCGCUACGAUGAUGACACCCAGGCGCGGCAGCAACCACAACCACACUGGGGCUACCGCCGCAAGUGCUCCCACCCCUGCAACCGGCAGUCACUUGGCGCCGAGGCAUCCUGCUACUACCCCAGCUGGUGGUCCUAGUACUGCUGGGUGCGGCACGGAUCUUAGUAAAACCUUUGGUAACACCGUCACAGCGAAUCUGCCUGGCGGGCUGCCCCAGGGCGGCAAGUAUGCAGCGGCCACGACCAUGAGGAGCUAUGCGGCCGUGGUGGCGGCGGUGCCGGCAGCGCGCAGUGCGGCGGGUCAGGGUACGGCGCAGUUCCCGCAGUGGGCGGUGGUGACCUCGGAGCAGCUGAAGCGCGUGCCGCAGGAGGUGAUGGCGGAUGAUGGGCACUGCUGGCUGAAAUAUGGGGAGAAGAGGCUCGUGAAAUCCAACUGCCACAGGUCCUACUUCCGCUGUGCGCAGUCCACGUGCAUUGCCCAGCCCGCCAGCGACACAAGCGACCAGGACGACACAGGAGCAUCACCAGCGGCAUCUUCAGCAGCACCAGUACCAACAGCAGCAGAACCACCAGCAGCACCAGCAGCAGCGCCGUCAUCACCGGCAUCACCUUCCGUAUCGACGGAGCAGCUGCCUCCUGCUGCUGCUGUGGCUCCUGAUGCUGGUGCUCCUGGUGCUGCUGCUGCUGCCACCGCUGCUGAUACCGCUGCUGCCACCGCUGCUGAUACCGCUGCUGCCACCGCUGCUGAUACCGCUGCUGAUACUCCUGCUGAUACCGCUGCUGCAGCGCCAGAAGCUCCUGAUGCUGACACUCAAUCCAAGGCUGAUCCCGUUGAUGCCGCUGCUGCCGUGGCGCCAGACGCCUCUCCUGCUGCCGCUGCUGCAGGCACCGCCACCGAUCCCCCCACGGCCCCUCCCCCCUCUGUCUUCCAGCCGUGUCCAGCUCGCAAGCGCGUCGACUGGCAGCUAGUGCCUUGCACCCCUGGCGCGCAGCCGCCGCCCGGCAGUGACUUGCCAGCGCAGAGCCAGGCAGGUGGCAAGGCCCCUGCGUCGAUCCUGCUCUUUCGGGUGACAUACCUGAACAAGCACAACCACUCUGACAUGCCCAUCAGCCUCCGGCUUGCGGUGUCAGCAGCACCAGUCGAGCCGGCGAUCGAAACAUCUGCGGCUGCUGCAGAGAGUGGCGAUGACGUGCAAGGUGGAUGUGGUAUAACCGAGAACGAGUGGUUGAAGCAGCAGCUACAUCCGCAGCCCCAGCCGCAGCAUCUGUUGCAGCAGCACUUGCAGCACUUUGCACAGCAGCAGCAGCAGCAUCAGCAUGUCAGUGCGCCAUGCGGCUAUGUGAAUCCCGGCCCUUUGCGGCUCCCGGGAGCAAUGCUCGCAACACAACCAACACAGCAGCAGCAGAAGCAGCAGCAGCAAGACGAGUGUGGAGCAGCGCACCAGUCCAACUCCGCCCCGUGCUGUCUGACCCAGCAGCUCUCACCCACGUCCACAUCACCCUCCCUGGGAAAGCGGUCAAGAGAAGACGACUCCCUGCUCUCUGACCCGUGCAUUCCCUCGCAUGCCUCGCAUUCCCCUCGUGUCCGUCGUGCUUCGCAUGACUUCGAUGCCUCCCAUGCAUUGCCAACGUCCCACACAUUCCAAGCCACCCGUGUGUUUCAUGCCUCUCAUGCGCCUCUUGCCCCUCACGCCUUUGGCUCCUCCCCGCCUCCCAAGCCGUGUGAGAUGAGUGUCUCGCCUCCUGCUGAUCGCUGCUCUCUGUGGAACGAUAAGCCGGGGGACCAGCAGGGCUGGACGGAUGCUGGACGGCAGCAGCAGCAGCAGCAGCAGCAGCAGCAGCAGCAGCAGCAGAAGCAACACUGGUAUGCUCACCAGCACCAGCAACAGCCACUGCAGCAACUGCAGCAACAGCAUCAGUACCAUCAGCAGCAGCAGGAGCAGCAGCAGCAGCCACUCAACCUGCUCUCUUCGUUAGCCCAUUUGGCUGUUUCCACUGUUGCCAAUGGUGCUCCCGUUGGUGCCGUUACACUUGGUGCCGAUACUCCCAUGGUUUCACCACCCCCAUCAAGCAUCAUGCCAGGAGGCGAAUCUCACUCUCUGCUGCUCAGCGUGCUCCGAGCGAACCUCAAUCGCGCGGACCUCUCUUCAAGCCCCCCCAGCCACAGCAGCUGCAUGAGCAGCGGCAGCAGCUGCAGCAACAACGCUGGAGCCAACGCUGGUAACAACAAGUCUGGUAACCACUACGCUGGUAACUACAAUACUGGUUACAACUGGAGCAGUGAGAGGAACGCGUACGGCGGGGCUAUGACUAAAGACGGUGGAGGUGGGAGUGACAUGUGUGGCAAUGUGAUGACUGGUGGCACAAACAUCAGCAGGAGCAGCAGCACCACCAAUGCGGGUGGGGCUGUGGAAUUUGCCCCCCUGCAGAACCGGAUUUCUGUGGCUGAAAUUGUGCCUCAGGGAUUUGAGGCGCCUCAGAAAACCCCGUGGAUGCACACUACUGAGGCAAAUUGCCACGAGUAUGACUCAGCGCCACAUCAGCUGCAGGGGCUGUUGGAGGAUCUGGUGCCACGUCAGCUGCUGCACGGCUCACAGCCACACACACACGCUGCAGUGGCUCAAAAGCAAACUCACAAUCAAACGCAGAUGCAGAUGCAGACGUUGAACCAGACCCUCCCCUUUCUGUCCCCUCCUCUGGCUCCUAUCUCGCCCCACACCCCUUAUCCAGCAGCAGUGCCGCAUUGUGGCACAGUUGCAUCGCCACAACCAGCGCCGCAUUGCACCUCACCUCUUGCUGUGCCGCAGAAUGGGGGACAGCCCGUUGGAGUGCUUCCGCCUGUUGCAGUGGCGCCGUCCACUCUUGAGCUGCCUACUUUGGCAGCACCGUGCUGCACAUGCUGCUGCCGGCAGUCGCAAGGGGAGGCUGGGCAACAGCAGCAGCAGCAGCAGCAGCAGCAGCAGCGGCGGCGGCGGGGGCAGCAGCAGCAGCAGCAGCAGCAGCAACAGCAGCAGCGCCAGCAGCAUCUUCAGACGAGGGUACUUCAGAUGAAAUUUGAGGCGCCUCAGAAACAAUUCCAAGGAGAGGGCUGGCAGCAGCAGCAGCAGCAGCAGCAGCAGCAGGAGCUGCUGCUGCCACUACAGCAGCAGCAGCAGCAGUUGCUGCCACUACAGCAGCAGAUGGCGCCUCAAAUGAUGCCCGACACUUUUGUGCAAGGGCAGUCUGAAACUCCGGUGCAGCAGGCAACGCCAGGGCCUGUAGAUACGCUUCCAGAGCCCCUGUUACCUCCUUUGACCACUAACAUUGGGCCAUGCAGCAGUGCCUACCACACACAAUUUGCAUACACUGCUCCUCCCCUCGGCCAGCAGUUACACCUUCCCCAGAUGUCAGCUGCAGAAUCUCCUCAGGCAGAUUUUGGUGCGCAGUCAUACACAGAAGAGUCGCAGGAGAAAUCAGGUCUGCAGCAGGAUGCUAGCUAUCCCACCGUUGGAGGAACCAACAGCUUUGUGACUAGGUAUGCCGGUAAUUCUCCUGCUUGCGAGUCUGCUGCUGGCGAUUCUGCUUUCCGAAACCCUGUGACGUGUAACGCUGGGGUGCUCAACCCUGAGUUGUGUAGCCCUGCUGCGCAAAACCCUACAGCGAAGUUCACGAGGAUGGAAAUCGCAGGGUGCGAAGUGGCUGGGGCAGGGGAGGAUGAGUUGCUUGUGGAGGCAGCUGCAUGGCUGGCAGAGCAGGGCGGGCUGGAGACGCUGGACUGGCUGCCGGACUGGCAAGCAGAUAACAAAAACACAUGUGAGGAUUGAGGUGCAUCAACUUACAGAGUGCUUGAGAUGGGGGCGUGGGGGUUACGGGAGGCAUGGAAGAGGAUGGCUUACUGGUGGAGGCUGCAGUGUGCGGGCAGAGCAGGGAGGGCUGGAGACAGUCGUCUGGCUGCCAGACUGGCAGGCUGAUGCCAAAGAUUCACUCAUGCGAGGAUUGAGGUGCCUAUUAAGAUUGACUUCAGGCAUUUGGCAUCAUGACUGGACCUUACAGGUGCUCUCAUUGAUGUGUAGUUGGCCGGCGAAUAAAUUGCCCGAGUGCAGGCUUGGUGGAAAUAAGGGCAUGUCUUGUGUAUUGCGUGAAUGGUUUUGUAUAGUUCUGCCGUAUCUCUCGGACAUUUGAGAGGAGAACAAAAAGAAAUACCACUC
Messenger RNA from Closterium sp. NIES-67, 5103 nucleotides. The record is from the annotation of a GenBank genome assembly. NCBI's taxonomy places the organism in Eukaryota, Viridiplantae, Streptophyta, Zygnematophyceae, Desmidiales, Closteriaceae.